GCAUUUCAUCGAGACACUUCCCAAACGUUUUAUACCAACCUCCAUCAGUCCAGCUCCCUACACCAUCACUUUCCCCAAAGACGCCAUGACAGAAAAUGGCCACCAGAUGCAGUUAUCCAGCAACAACCCCUCCGCCACCCGCCGCCACAAACCCUCCAGGGGUGGCUGGAACGCCGCCAUUUUCGUCAUCUUUGUAGAGAUAGCAGAGAGAUUUGCUUUCUAUGGCGUGUCUGGCAACCUCAUCAUGUAUCUUAAGGAUCUCCACCAGGCCACAGCCACGGCGGCAAAGAACGUAAACAUGUGGAUCGGCGUGUCGUCACUCUUCCCUUUAGUUGGCGCUGUGGUGGCCGACUCCUACCUCGGCCGCUUCGUGACCAUCAUUUUCUCCUCCUCCAUUUAUUUGAUGGGAAUGCUUCUACUAUGCUUAUCUGUCUCCGUUAUUCCUCGGCACUAUCGCGAAGCAGUGUUCUUCGUUGCUCUGUACAUUUUAGCAGUUGGCGAAGGCGGGCACAAGCCUUGUGUCCAAACCUUCGCCGCAGAUCAGUUCGAUGAGGACUCGGACGAGGAGAAAAAGGCUAAGAGCUCAUUCUUCAACUGGUGGUAUUUAGCGAUAGUCGUUGCUGCCACCGUUGCCACACUUGUGGUGAUCUACAUUCAGGACAACGUGAGCUGGGUUGUAGGCUUUGGCAUUUUAACCGUGGUUGUGGCAGCAGGCCUGUUAUUAUUUUUACUUGGAAUCAAGAGGUACCGGAGGCAAGCUCCUCUCGGAAGCCCCUUUACCGCGGUGGCACAAGUGUUUGUGGCGGCGGCACGGAAGUGGCGCGUGAAGGAGACGCCUGAUUGGGAUGUGUAUUGUGGGGAUGAUGAGAGGAGUGGUGGGAGUAAUAUGGAGGUUCGUAAACUCAAGCGUAGGACUUUGGCUCGGACAAAACAAUUCAGGUUUUUGGACAAGGCAAUGAUCAUUGACAACCUUGAUGCAUCAAGCAACGUUAGGAACCCUUGGAGACUAUGCUCUCUAAAACAAGUGGAAGAUGUGAAGCUGGUCCUGCGUCUUAUUCCCAUAUGGUUGAGUUGCUUAAUGUUCAAUGCAGUUCAAUCCCAGCUCCACACCUACUAUACCAAGCAAGGUUCAACGAUGAUUCGCUCAAUCGGACCCCAUUUUCAGCUUCCUCCAGCAUCCCUCGGAGCCCUCGUUGGCCUCGUAAUCUUAAUCACCGUGCCAAUGUAUGACCGGAUUUUCGUCCCAAUAGCCAGAAAGUUCACGGGACAUCACUCAGGCAUAACCGUGCUGCAAAGAAUCGGCUUUGGCCUAUUCCUGUCCAUACUCAACAUGGUUGUGUCAGCCCUAGUGGAAGCCAAAAGGGUUAGUGUUGCUAAACAACAUGGGAUCAUUGACAACCCUAAAGCAGUAGUGCCAAUGAGAAUGUGGUGGCUGCUCCCACAAUACUUCUUCUGUGGUUUAUCAGACACAUUCACAAUUGUAGGACUCCAGGAAUUGUUCUACGACCAAAUGCCGGAGGCGAUGAGAAGUUUUGGAGCAGCUGCAUAUUUAAGUAUAAUAGGAGUUGGAAGCUUCAUAAGCAGUGCUGUUAUAUCUGUGGUACAGGCUAUUAGCUCCAAGGCCGGUGAAGAAUGGUUAGGUGACAAUCUCAACCGCGCACACCUCGAUUACUUCUACUGGGUACUUGCAGGAUUGAGUGCUUUGAGUUUGUGUGUUUACGUCUUGUUUGCAAUGAGUUUUGUGUACAAAAUUGUUCAAGGGAAAGACUCAGCCGGGGAGACAGAGGCAAGCACUAGGGUUGGAGAGGCAUGAAAGGCUUGGUUUGAAUUACUUUAGUGAAAAGAGAAAAUUAUAGUAGUGAUACUUGUACUAAAUCUACUAGCUGAGUGUGCAACUAUAAUACAUUCUCUAGCAAAAAUUAUGUGCAUUAAUGAUGGAAUAAGAUCCACUUCUAAUC
This is a messenger RNA of Pyrus x bretschneideri (Chinese white pear), 1958 nucleotides long. Its product is annotated as protein NRT1/ PTR FAMILY 5.4. Lineage: Eukaryota; Viridiplantae; Streptophyta; Magnoliopsida; Rosales; Rosaceae. Gene Ontology annotation, molecular function: transmembrane transporter activity. Gene Ontology annotation, cellular component: membrane. Gene Ontology annotation, biological process: transmembrane transport; oligopeptide transport. The record is from RefSeq and is a predicted model, not a curated record.